AUGACAUCAUCAUUAUUAGACAAAGACGUUGGUUCGUCUGCAUCGACAGCGACAAUGACGACGAUUUCGCCAAAUGACCUUGCUGCAGAUACAUCUAAUGAUCUCUAUGAAAAUCGCGAACAUUUCCAAGCAAUCUUUACGAAUGAUUCUCGAUUUUUCGAUACCAGUCUUCAUCUUUUCAAAUCUUAUUAUGCAUUGGGAUAUAUCCAUCCAGAAGAGGAGAAAUCUGACCGACUGAGUGUGCCUAGUCUCACAACAUCCAAUGGACGUAGACAUCGUUGGAAAACACGCUUCUUAGGAUCCAAUUAUUAUCAGCAUGAUGAUCAUCAUCACAAUGGAACGUUAAAAAGUUUCUUAACGCCGAUUUUACUACGAAAAAAUGAUCACAUCAAUCAAACGCGUGGAGAAUCAGGCAAUCCGACUAAAGAUAUUAAUAAUUCGUAUAAAAGCAAUUCAUUCGCUGUUCAUUAUCAACCAACUUCUAUACCAAGUAUUAGUGUAUCUGAUGAGAUGAAGUCCGAUGAAUCUGAAGUAACAAUCACCAGAUUAUAA
This is a messenger RNA of Adineta ricciae, 552 nucleotides long. NCBI's taxonomy places the organism in Eukaryota, Metazoa, Rotifera, Eurotatoria, Adinetida, Adinetidae. The record is from the annotation of a GenBank genome assembly.